AUGUCCAAAAACGAUAAAGAUAAAUCAAAUACAGAAUCUACAGAAAAUGAUAAUGAUAUUCCAAAACCUCAAUCGACAAAAUUGGCACAAGACAAUGAAAAACAAGAUCAAAAUAAUGAAAAUGAACGUAGUCUUGAAGAGAUUGAAAAAGAAUUAGAUAAACUUCGUCCACAACCACCAUCACCUAAAACAAAACGUCGAAUUGAAAAAGAAGAAAGUAAAAAAGAUCAUGAACUCGAACUAGAGAAACAAAAGAAAGAAUCUUCACCAUCAACUGAAACAACGAACAACGAUGAAAAUGAAAAUGAAACUCAACAUAAAGACAAUGAAUUAACACCUGGUGAACCUGAUCCAACUGUUGAUGAUAAUGUUAAAAUUCCAGUAAUGAAUGAAAGUGGUGAUAUUGAAUUAAAACCACAACAAGGCAGUAAAUUAAUCAAACAACAAGAAUAA
Messenger RNA from Rotaria sordida, 453 nucleotides. NCBI's taxonomy places the organism in Eukaryota, Metazoa, Rotifera, Eurotatoria, Philodinida, Philodinidae. The record is from the annotation of a GenBank genome assembly.